AUGUCUGCCAACUUGAUCCUGAUGGCCGCCGCCAUCCCUGCCUUCAGCGCUAUUGGUGUCAACGCUCAGAUGGGCUAUGGCAGCGCCGGUGCCGUGACCGCCUCCAGCUCUGCCGCCUCGGCUUGCGUUCCCACCACUAUCACUGUCACGCCUUCGGUCAGCGCCGCUGCCGACCAGACCACCGCCGACGCCGAUGGUGUCCAGGGAAGCGCAUCCUCCGCCAGCAGCAGCGACCCCCACUCUUACAUCACCUUAACUGCCUUUUUCACUGAGACCCAUACCACUACCUUCGUCAAGGCCACCCAGCCCGCCGCCAAUGUUACUCCCACUGUCACUCAGCACAACGGCACCACCACUGCGACCGCCCCCGGUAUGGUCGGCACUGGUACUGGUGUCUCUUCUUGGGCCGGCGGACCCUACCACUCUGCGGCCAACGGCACCUAUGCUUCCCCAACCGCCACUGCUGGCUCUCCUCAGCAAGCCGGUGCUUCAACCUCCUCCAGCGUGAGCUACACCCACCUCGCUGUGGCGCUGAUUGCUUCUGCCGCCCUCGGCGUUGUCCUUGGCGCCUAA
This is a messenger RNA of Sordaria macrospora k-hell, 573 nucleotides long. NCBI's taxonomy places the organism in Eukaryota, Fungi, Ascomycota, Sordariomycetes, Sordariales, Sordariaceae. The record is from RefSeq and is a predicted model, not a curated record.